Molecule: messenger RNA, 2486 nt
Organism: Nomascus leucogenys (northern white-cheeked gibbon)
Lineage: Eukaryota; Metazoa; Chordata; Mammalia; Primates; Hylobatidae
Source: RefSeq, a predicted model, not a curated record
CUUAUAACUCCAGGUGACACUGACCGGGGUUUAUGGGAUGAAAGAGGAGUGCGUGCUUGGAUGAUGGGGUGUGAUAUUGAAGGGGAGAAAGGUUUCUUCUCACACACUGACAUCGUGAGGUCUUCCUUGAGCUCUUUAGAGCCUUCCCUCGGGAUAGGAUGAAAUACUGAGAUCCUAGAAAGGAUUCACAAAACGUGUCACUCAUCACUGCAGAUUCAUCGAUUCACCCCUAGAUGUGUGUGGGAUUUGGAUAGCAGAGAGAAACAGGCACUGAAGAUUUUUGGUCAGGACAGGGCAGAGAAAUAAGGAGAAGAGUUGAAAAUUCACCAAAGGAUAGAUAAACCCGGGGCGUUUAGAGAAGACCUGUAGUGUGCAAAGGAGCCCAGAAUCCUGGGGAAACUUGGAGGGAAAUAUACUUAAUUUGGUUCAGUAAGUUAGGCCCAGUGAAGGGAUUGGGCGGCAUAGGUAGAAGCCGAAAAAUAAAGCAUCUUGCAUUGCUGGAGUAGCCUCUGUUUCUGAGGUCACAUCCGAACUUAGCGAGGCAGCUUAACCUGCUGAGACACAUGGGUUCAACUCCUGGCUCCUGCACUGCCAGGGCAGAGGACUGCCGUUUGCAGACACAAUCUUGGUGCAUUGGAGGUGAAAGGGAAGAGGCACUGGUGGCUGUGCUUUGGGCCCGAGCAGCCAGAAGCCAGUUGCCAUCACCUAUGACGAGGGAGACAGUGUCUGGGGCAGAGCCUAGUAUGGGGUGCAUUCAGGGUAGAUCACGAGGUAUGAGUGGGCAGUGGGCGAGCCAGGCUGGGGGUUGUGGGGGAGGCCUGGGUUGCAGGUGUAAGCGUGGGACCCACGUCAGAUGGGUGGCGGGUCACGCACGCUGGGCUGGCUCUCAGGUCCUCCCUGCUGGCUUCCCACUCCCAGGGGCUUUCUCCUCCCAAAUUCCUUAGCUGGGUGAGGGGCGGGACAGAGCCCUUUCCUAGGGAAGCCCGGCACCCCUUGCUGUCCAGGGAAGGGGAGUCCUUAUAGCCCCUGGCAGUUUCUCUGUCCCUCUCCUGGCCUCCCCAGGCCUAGCCAGGGCUGGGUUCUCACCCACCUGUGCCGCCCUGCCUUGUUACCCAGAAGCACAGCCUUGGGGACUAAGUGGGCCCUCACUGUCACUUUAAGAAGGGAAUCAGCCACCUUGUGUUCACCACCUCUGGGGAAGGUGUGAGAGGAGAGAAGGAAGUGGCUGUUUGGCUGCUGACAACAUGAAGACUUCCUGCGAUGAGAGCAGAGGCACAGGUGCCAGCCCUGCAGCCCCCAGAACCCAGACUGGAGGGGGCCAUGGGGCGCCGGACCCUGGCCCUGCCCUGGGUGCUGCUGACCCUGUGUGUCACUGCGGGGACCCCGGAGGUGUGGGUGCAAGUUCAGAUGGAGGCCGCUGAGCUCUCGUCCUUCACCAUCCGUUGUGGGUUCCUGGGGUCUGGCUCCAUCUCCCUGGUGACUGUGAGCUGGGGGGGCCCAGAUGGUGCCGGGGGGACCACGCUGGCUGUGUUGCACCCAGAACAUGGCAUCCGGCAAUGGGCCCCUGCUCGCCAGGCCCACUGGGAAACGCAGAGCAGCGUCUCUCUCGCCCUGGAAGGCUCUGGGGCCAGCAGCCCCCGCGCCAACACCACCUUCUGCUGCAAGUUUGCAUCCUUCCCUGAGGGCUCCUGGGAGGCCUGUGGGAGCCUCCCGCCCAGCUCAGACCCAGGGCUCUCUGCCCCGCCGACUCCUGCCCCCAUUCUGCGGGCAGACCUGGCCGGGAUCUUGGGGGUCUCAGGAGUCCUCCUCUUUGGCUGUGGCUACCUCCUUCAUCUGCUGUGUCGACAGAAGCACUGCCCUGCCCCUAGGCUCCAGCCGUCCCACACCAGCUCCCAGGCACCGAGAGCACGAGCAUGGGCACCCAGCCAGGCCUCCCAGGCUGCUCUCCACGUCCCUUAUGCCACUAUCAACGCCAGCUGCCGCCCAGCUACUUUGGACACAGCUCACCCCCGCAGGGGGCCGUCCUGGUGGGCGUCACUCCCCACCCACGCCACACACCCACCCCAGGGCCCUGCCACCUGGGCCUCCACACCCAUUCCUGCACGUGGCAGCUUUGUCUCUGUUGAGAAUGGACUCUAUGCUCAGGCAGGGGAGAGGCCUCCUCACACUUGUCCUGGCCUCACUCUUUUCCCUGACCCUCGGCGGCCCAGGGCCAUGGAAGGACGCUUAGGAGUUUGAUGAGAGAGACCAUGAGGCCACUGGGCUUUCCCCCUCCCAGGCCUCCUGGGUGCCACCCCCUUACUUAAUUCUUGGGCCUCCAAUAAGUGUCCCACAGGUGCCUAGCCAGACCCACCUGCUGCGGAUGUGGUCUGUGUGCAUGUGUGGGGGGGUGUGGGCACAGGUGUGAGUGUGUGAGUGACAGUUACCCCAUUCCAGUCGUUUCCUGCUGCGACUAAGUCAGCAACACAGUUUCUCUGACGUGGGCC